Molecule: messenger RNA, 6253 nt
Organism: Bactrocera oleae (olive fruit fly)
Lineage: Eukaryota; Metazoa; Arthropoda; Insecta; Diptera; Tephritidae
Source: RefSeq, a predicted model, not a curated record
GUGGCAAGCGUCGUUACGGUUUGUAUCCCAACAACACCAAUAACAAAACAAAUAAAUAUAACAAAGUCAAAAAAUUGAAUCGCCGAAAGGAUAAUUGACAAAAUACAAACAAGAUUUCGUAGGACACAGGACAAGUGUUUUACUGCUACUCGGGUAUUCCUUCGUAUGGGUGUUUAUACGAAAUUGUCUCUGAGCAUUCGGUUGUGAAUGUUCUUUGCGCGAAGACGGUGUUAAAAAAUAGCUGGUAUUUUUGUCAAAAUAAUUAGAAAUACUUAAUAUUAUAUUUUCUUAUGGUGGAAGUGUUGUGUGCAAACGUUAAAAAGUGUUCUGUUCAAAAUAUCAGCAUGUGUAAAAAAAGUUGAGUGAAAAGUUUUAUUGCUUCAAUUUAACAACAAUAUUGUACAAAAUUUUACUUACGGAAGCUUUUAAAUAAAUUAUGUCCAAAGUGUUGACUCAACAAAAUGCCCUGCCUACACAGCAGCUCAAAAAAAUUGAAAAUCACAAAAAAACCACACCCACUGUACAAAUGCUCAAUAGCAAUUGCAAUAGUCUAAACAGUGGCAUCAGUAUGAGAGGCACAGCCGCCAACUCCGUGGUUUGUUCCUCGGAAUCUCCAUCAACCUCUUCAUCGCCCAUUACAGUCGAUUGCGACGAUUUUACCAGCAGCUCUAUAUUGGAGUUUUUAGCAAGGGAACAAGAAUGUUGCACUGAGGCAGACACAGAAAGUAUUUUUCAAGAAGUGAGUCGAUUGGCAGAUAAUUCAGACACCCGUAGUGUCGACGAAAUUUUGCGUGAAGCUGAACUCCUAAUGCAACAACAGUCAAUCUUCGGAUGCACGGACAGGGCAGCGCCAUGUAAACAACUUAAAGUAAGUGGAGGCAACAAAUCAAAAAGUAAUCAACUGAAUCAACCACAACCAAAUUCUGCAGUACAUGAACAAAUUCAACAAUCCCCAGUUGCCACACAAAAUAUCAAGUUAAAUAGCAAGUAUACAAAACGUAUCGAAAAUGUUAGUCCAACGCAGAAGCAAAUGCAAACUGUGCCGCAUACAAGACUGACAAACGGUAAUUGUACACAUAAAGAAAAAAUGAAAUCACAAAAAAACGGAUUGGAAUACAGUGUACUUGCAACGGCGGAUGCUACACUUACAGCUACAAACACGCCACAGACACCAACUGCCGCCACGCCGAUUGGAAACCAACGCUUUGACGCUUUUGUCGACAAUUUACCAUCGGUGUCUGUCAUCUCUGAAGAGUCUACACCGAAGGAUAUGCAAACCAUGAUGUCCACUGAUGCCGAUGUUACUACAAUGGCGUUGCUAAACGGCGACGACGAUGACACCGACACGAUGGAGGAAAUCACGGAAGGUAUUGAAAACAUUGAACUAAUAUUGAAUGAUGAAGGGCAGCCGGUAGAGGUCAACAAUGCGCAUUCAAGUGGGUCGAACGCGGUGGAUGAAGUGUCGGCAAACAACUACUCCAACGAACUCGAAGACGAUGCGGAUGGCGACGCCGACACUUUGAGCGCCGAUGGCAGUUCUCUGGAUGCUAAUACCGCUGAGAAUGCCGCCAAUACCGCAACAACCACAACAACCUUCUACACGGGGCAUUUAUCAGGGUCAUCGUCAUCAUCCGUUAUGUCGACGUCAUUGCAUAUAGCCGCGCAAACAAAAUUAAAACAAAGUGAAGACGGCAACGUAAACGUGACGGCACGCCGACCUAGUUUCGACGCAAUGCUGCAGCACUCACAACAACAUCAGCAACAGCCAAUAUCCACUACACAGCAAGCGCAUAGCGUCAACUACGCAUCACAAACACAGAUGCAGCUGGUCGGCGGCAGUCCGGCACGUCGCAAUCCACUCACCUUUGGCGGCUUGCAACACAGCAGUCCCAGCAUGCUGGAACGUCGUAGCUCGGGUGGCUAUUGCGCAAGCGCACAACGCUCUUCCAUGACCACGCCAGACAGUGGCAUCAGCCAAACACAGUCCUCACAAUCGUGCACGCCUGGUCCGUACAGCCCGCAUAGAAUGCUCUCCACAACGCUACCAGCCAAAACGUACUGUGACAAGUCAGUAAACUCGUCACCCAAGCGCAUGAUCUCCGCACUCACCUCGCCCAUUGAACCUUUUGCGGCGAAUGUGGGCCGAGAGCAUGCGCUGAAGCACGAAAUCGAACAAUUGCAGGAGAAACUAAAGGACACCGAAGAGCGUCUAAAAUCACUACGCAUACAACACGAUUCGCUGUCACAGCUGCAUCGCGAUCUGCGUGAAAGUAACACGAAAUUGCAAGAAGAGUCUGAAAUGCUUAAGUUGGAUGUGCAACAUCUGAACGAAUGUGCCAAUAUAUUGCGUACCGAGCUGCAAACUGCGCGCGCCGAUCGCGAUGAGGCGUUGCACUUGCAGAAAACGCUGCAGGGUGAGCUGGAGGAGAAUCGACAAGAUAGGAAGCGUACGCAGGAACUCAAAGAUAAAGAGGCCAAAACCAUACAAGAUCUGCAGCGGCAGUGCCGUGAAAUGGAGCGUAUACUGAUGCGCAAGCAUCCGGACUCGGUUUCGGCCCUAAUAGUUGCUUCAAAAAAUUCCGGCAAGUGCGCGAGCAAUGACCAGGAGAAUGUCAACAGCCGCAAACUCUUGGAGCAGCGUAUUGCGCAGCUGGAGUCGGAUGCAAAGGAGCAAGACUUAAAAGCACAACAAAUACUCGCAAAUGUGCAGGCGCGCUUCAACUCAGUGCAGUCCAAAUAUGAGACACACAUAGCUGAUCUGGAAACACAAGUGCUAAGCCUACAGGAGAUCAAUACGAAACUAAAUGAAAAGAUCGAAUCGCAAGUGCGCACGCUUGACUACUUUGUCUCCAAGAAGGCUGAGAACUUCUAUAACAAUUGCACGCAAACAGACGCCAAUGUAGUGGCCGAUGAGCAUGAGGCAGGCUGCAGCGGCGAUAUAACCAAACGCGCCAGUGUAAACACAACUGGCGAUAGAGGCAACGCCAACGCCAGCACCACUGCCACCGCCAAUGCCAACAACAACUGCACCAACACUACCGGUACACAAACGGUACAAACGAAGAACACACGCGAUCACAGCACCAACACCAUUGGCACCUCGAGCACCGUACACUCAGCGAGCUCAAGCACCAGCAGCACCGCCAACUCAACGCCCAACACCUCACGGCCAAACUCGAAGCAAAGCGGCAUACGCAAACCGUUCGCUACCGCAAUGGGCACACUCAGCUCAGCCCUAGCAUCGAAAUUGCCUGUCUCACAUUCAGAUUUGACAAUUUCCGCACAUCACGCACACGCAUCGGCUAAAGAGGAUGCACACUUGCUGGCCACCAUACGCGGCAUGCGCGUCGAUUUGGCGAUCAAGGACAAGGCCAUGCAACGCUUGACGCGCGAAUUGGAGGAGUGCAAGAAGACAAUAAAGAAAUUGCAACGCGAGAAAGACGCACAAAAAUCCGAUAAGUCACAGUGGAACAGCUAUACGUGCUUAAAUAUUGCACGGCGUAGUCACGAGGCACUGCAUCACAACCAAGCGCACAGCGACCAAAUGCCCGCUACCACAGAGAGUCAAACGCUGCGUGAAGCGCAAAACAAACUCAAGCUGUUGGAAUCAGAUUAUAAAAUACUACAUGACAAGCGUUUGAACGACCUGAAGACGCUGCAGAGUGCCCAUGAACGUGAGUUGGCCUCGUGUCAUGAAACGGUACGCGUACUACAGCAACGGCUCAACGAACGCGACGAAGCUUUUGCCACACAAAAACGCCGCAAAUUGCCAGUUGACUACUAUGCGCUGAAAGCCAAGGUUUCGUCAUUGGAGCGUCGCCAUUCGGAGCGUGAGGAACGUCUGCGCAUGCUCGUGGAUGCGCUGAGCAAAGGACGUCUAACCGGCGCAAUUGAGGACUUGCUCGGCGACAACAACAACCAGCGCAGCACCUAAAAGCGCGUUUAAGCGUCAUCAUCAAUCAUUGCAACAUUUGGCCAAGUUUUUAGCUGCUAUUUAGCACCCUGUAUGCACAUGUUGCACACAUUGCCAGCGAAAGAUAUAAAAAACAAAUAGAAAUUAGAAUAAAAUGCUCAGUAUUAAGUACCAGUGCCCGCCCAUAGCUGCGCGCUCCCACACAACGCUCACUUUUAAAGUAUAACGUUAAGUUUUAGUUGCAAUAUUUUAAAUUCAGUUUCAUUGCUCAUCAUUCAAGCAAGUCAUGUGCGAUGAUGAGCGUUUUUAAAGUUAAUAUACUUUCCAUAUAUGUACGAGUAUAUGUGUUUGCAUGUAUUCAGGAGCGCAGCAAAUGUUUGCCAUCCAUUUCAAUUGUGGUUAUGCAGAAAUUAUUCAACGAUCAUAAGGUAUGACUUUUAAAACACAUACAAUAUUUUGUAAGAGAAUUAUAUUAAGAAUUGUCAUAAAAAAAAUUGCACAUUGUCCAUUAAAUUAUUUUGUAAAUUAAAUAUGCAAUUAAAAAUUGUCCAAAAUGCGCUUAAAAGCAAAAACAAAGUUGACUGAAUAUUUACACAAAGUAUAAGCUGCUAUUGUGUAAGGAGCACAUGUGACGCCCUUUCCGGGAUAUGACAGAUUUUAAUUAGAUAUAUAUGUAUAUGUAGUUUAGAUGUGUGUGUAGUUGUAAUGGUAUGUCAAUAUUUUGUUAUAUUGUGAGUAGAUAUGGUAGUUGCUGCCAUUAAGGAACUUGAUAUAUUCGUAAUUACGUAUAAUUCAAAUUAGUGCGUAUUAUCCGUGUAAUCAGCGAUAAUAAUAGUUUCAACUAAAAUUUAUAUUAGUUUAAUGAAAAUUUGCUUUACAUUUGCCGUUUUCAAGUUCAAAAUAAUUCUAAGCAGUUUGCGUCUGAGAUUAUGAAAGAUACGAAUUGCCAAAAUAUACAAACAAUGCGUUCGUCGAUAGCUGUCUAUUCUAUCCGAAUUUUUAUUUAUUUUACUUUUAAAUCCUGAACAGGCUAUAUUAAGUUUACCACAAAGUUUGUAACACCCAGAAGGAAACGUCGGAAAACCUCUAAAAUAUAUACAUAUAUAAUUGAUCAGCAUGACGAGCUGAGUCGCGAACUAGUUUUUCAGGUUUUGGGAUAUCUAUCUGAAAUUUUCUCCCAAAGAAGCUGCUCAUCUGCUGUAGCACUUAGCUGCUCUACAAACUGAACGAUCACAUACAUGUCCUUAUAUGGAACACUUUUUAAUUCGACGAGAUAUCUUUACGAAGGUUGGGAUGUAUUAUUUUCCAAGGCAGCGGCACAGUAUCCGAAGAAAUUGUUUAGAUUGAACCACUAUAGCAUACUAAUUGAUCAAAAUCAUGUCCUUGUAUGGAAAACUUUUUUAUUUGAUAUCCACGAAAUUUCGCUCGAAUUAUUGUUUAAGGCAACGGUACAAUCUCCGAAAAAUUUGUUUACCCUGCCACUGUGAAGAGUAUUAUAGCUUCAGUGCAACGUUUUGUUCUAAAGAUUAAAAUAGUGUGUUCGUUUUGAGUUUGCAAGACGGAAGAGACCAAAAGCAAGCUUGUAUUACUUCCGAGAGUGCUUCCUCUUACCACAAUUUUUGAAUUCAUAAUGUCAAACAAACUUUCUUUUGUUUUUCUCAUAAAUUUCUUGUUUAUAUUUGAAUGAUUUAACCAUCUGUUCGUAUUUAGUCAAUACUCAGAAAACUCAUUAACCUUACCCAACAAAAACUCAUUGGUUGAAAUCUUUGAAAAAUUUAAAUUUUGAAUCAUAAAAACAAAGCAAAACAGCUUGUUUUGACAUUAUGGAUUAAAACACUGUAAGAGAUUCUUGUUUUUGAGCUAUCGAUACAACCUGAGCAGAAACUAGCAGUUCUCUUUGUUUCUUACGCUCUCAGCUUGUGCUCUUUUCAGCUUGUUUUUGGGUUGGGAAACGCUUUUCCAGCAGAAACUUAGCUGCUUAGUGAUAGUAAGCAGUUAAAAAACAAGUUUAAUAAUUUUUAGUUUUAUAUUCUAUCUAUGGAUAUUGAUUAAGCUUUCGGAAGAAUCUUUAACAAACUUUACAUGCUUUUAUGACAAAAAACCUAAGUGUAAAUUUUAACAUACUUAAAAAUGCUCUUGAAAUCCAAUUACAAUUCUAUUUUCCAAUUACGAGGACGCACAAAAACAAUUUUUGUCGUAUAUAAUAAAAUCCUAAAUUUUAUGUUAUUUGUUAUCGCCAUUGUUUUUACCUUUCGCAUUUCAAGAUUGUUAUAUUCUAUGUAUGUGCCUCUUCAUCAAUGCAAUCCGCCGCAUGGAAGACACAAUUGUGGUAGCGUAAUU